Messenger RNA from Astyanax mexicanus (Mexican tetra), 1146 nucleotides. It is a transcript of the gene rab11bb, whose product is annotated as RAB11B, member RAS oncogene family, b. The record is from RefSeq and is a predicted model, not a curated record. The coding region runs from base 202 to 858 and encodes 218 amino acids. Lineage: Eukaryota; Metazoa; Chordata; Actinopteri; Characiformes; Acestrorhamphidae. The transcript has 5 exons. Gene Ontology annotation, molecular function: GTPase activity; GTP binding. Gene Ontology annotation, biological process: regulated exocytosis; constitutive secretory pathway. Gene Ontology annotation, cellular component: recycling endosome.
UCCCCUUCUGCAGACUCGAGAGAUCCCUCUUCCUGCGGUCAGCUCUAUGUGACAGGCAGCACUGGCGCAUUGUCUUUCCUAUUUAUCUCCUUUAUUUCCCCCUUUUCUCCCGACCUCUCCGCGCAGCCCGCAGCCUAGAGGACCUGCCCGGCCUUCUGUGUGCUUCUGCUCGGACUCAGGCUCGCCGCGGUCUUCUGGAACAUGGGCAACCGGGACGAUGAGUACGAUUUCUUGUUCAAAGUUGUUCUUAUCGGAGACUCCGGUGUUGGGAAGAGUAACCUCCUGUCUCGCUUCACACGGAACGAGUUCAACCUGGAGAGCAAAAGCACAAUCGGGGUGGAGUUCGCGACCCGCAGCAUCCAGGUGGACGGCAAGACGAUAAAGGCGCAGAUUUGGGACACGGCCGGCCAGGAACGCUACAGGGCCAUCACCUCGGCCUACUACCGAGGCGCUGUGGGAGCCUUGUUAGUGUACGACAUCGCCAAGCACCUGACGUACGAGAACGUGGAGCGCUGGCUGAAGGAGCUGAGGGACCACGCUGACAACAACAUCGUCAUCAUGCUGGUGGGCAACAAGAGCGACCUGCGCCACCUGAGGGCAGUGCCCACCGACGAGGCUCGAGCCUUUGCAGAAAAGAACAAUCUGUCAUUUAUUGAGACUUCAGCUCUGGAUUCAACCAACGUGGAGGAGGCAUUUAAGAACAUUCUAACAGAGAUCUAUCGCAUCGUAUCACAGAAGCAGAUCGCCGAUCGGUCAGCCCACGACGAGUCGCCGGGCAACAACGUGGUGGACAUCAGCGUUCCGCCCACCACGGACGGGCAAAAAGGCAACAAACUGCAGUGCUGCCAAAACCUGUAACCAUGACAACCGGCCAUUUAGCCCCCUCCCCUUCACUUCACUCAUCUCCCAAUCUCUCUCUCUCUCUCUCUCUUUCUAUCUCUCUCUAUGUGUCGUGCCGCUGAUGUUCCCUCAAUUUAUUUGUGUAAUAUAUAUUUUUUCCUUUUUGAUAGCUUCUCAAGUCACACACACACACACACACAAAACACACAAACAAACACAAACAAACACAAAUAUACACACAUAUACAAGACAUACACGCACACACACACAUUACUGCCAUGAAAUAAAAUUUUACAAUAUCUAAUA